This is a messenger RNA of Cucurbitaria berberidis CBS 394.84, 1842 nucleotides long. Its product is annotated as GMC oxidoreductase. Bases 1 to 1842 code for a protein of 613 amino acids. Gene Ontology annotation, molecular function: flavin adenine dinucleotide binding; oxidoreductase activity, acting on CH-OH group of donors. NCBI's taxonomy places the organism in Eukaryota, Fungi, Ascomycota, Dothideomycetes, Pleosporales, Cucurbitariaceae. Gene Ontology annotation, biological process: secondary metabolite biosynthetic process. The record is from RefSeq and is a predicted model, not a curated record. The transcript is spliced from 3 exons.
AUGGUGAAGUACGGAAAAUGCGCUUUGGUGGUAUUGUGCGCGCCCAUUGUCGAGAGCUCUGCGCAGGAACAAUUUCGUACAGGUGCACCAGGCAAUGCAUCAUAUGAUUAUGUAGUUAACCAAAUCGUAGUCAUUGGUGGCGGCACAGCCGGGCUCGCCAUCGCCUCUCGACUCGCUGUCUCCGCGUCUGUCGCCGUCAUUGAGGCCGGUGGGCUAUACAAACAAGACAACGGAAACCAAUCUGUAGUCCCAUAUUAUGGCCUCGUUAUGCCCUUUCUGGGUACCACCGAGGACUACCCACGCCAACCCCUGAUGGACUGGGAUUUAGUGUCUGUUCCACAACCUUCAGCCGGGAACCGUCGUAUCCACUACGCGCAGGGCAAAACGCUCGGGGGAAGCUCGGCCAUCAACACUAUGGCAUACCAUCGUGGAACCGUGGGCUCGUAUCAACGCUGGGCUGAUCUGGUGGACGACCAGAGCUAUACCUUUGACAAGAUACUUCCUUAUUUCAAAAAGUCUUCCACGAUCACUCGGCCAGAUGUCCAAAAACGAAACGCCCCAAAUGCGACUGUACUGUAUGAUCCCACAGUAUUUGAUAACUCCCUCCAUGGACCUCUGCAGGUUUCAUGGGGGAACUGGGUCGACCCAACUCAGAGUUGGCUAGCACGUUCGCUGCAAGCAAUUGGACAAACACUGAGUUCCAGCGGAUUUAGCAGCGGUAAAGUGAGUGGAGGGGCAUGGGUGCCGACUACUAUUGAUCCGAAAGGCGCAACGAGAAGCUCGUCCAAGAGCAGUUACCUAAGCUUUGUAUCCGAAAAGAAUAAGGCGGGUGUAACUGUUUACCUGCAUUCACAAGCCUCAAAAAUCUUAUUCGAUAAAGACAAGAGAGCAACUGGCACAACUGUUUCGACAGAAGGGCGAGAAUAUGUGAUCUCUGCGAAAGAGGAAGUCGUUCUUUCAGCAGGUGUUUUCCAUUCCCCGCAACUUCUCAUGCUCUCCGGUAUCGGACCGGCGGCAACGCUCUCCACUCACUCUAUUGGCGUUGUUUCAGACCUCUCGGGUGUAGGUCAAAAUCUCUGGGAUCAAAUAUUCUUCAAUGUUCUGCGUGGCAUCAAUGUUCCGAACACCGGUACAUAUCUUGCGACACCUACUCAACAAGCAGUCGCGCUACAGCAGUACUUCAACAAUACCGCAGGGCCAUAUAGUUCCGCGGGAGGCUAUCUCUCCUUUGAAAGGCUACCGCCAAAAGACCGUGCUGCAUUCUCGCCUCGUACCGCAUCUAUGCUCUCAAAAUUCCCGGCUGAUUGGCCUGAAAUCGAAUACAUUGCUUCUGGAUUUCCCAGUGGUAUCGCCAAUCUAACGACUAUCGGCGCUAUCAGCGCAACUCUACUUACGCCAUCGUCCAGAGGCAAUGUAACAAUUCGCAGCGCUUCCAUUGCAGAUGCACCGGUUAUCGAUCUAGGCUGGUUGACCGAUCCUGCAGAUGGGGAGACACUCGUAGCGGCAUUCAAGCGCGUUCGCGAGGCAUGGAAGUCCCCCGCGAUCGCGGGCAUACUUGGUGGGCCGGAAAUUCUGCCUGGGGAUGCCAUUACUUCUGAUGCGGACAUUCUGAAGUUUAUUCAAGAAUCCGCACGGCCUAUUUGGCACGCCAGUUCGACAUGUGCAAUGGGCAAGGCCGGGAAAGUGGGUGCCGUGGUUGAUUCAAAGGCUAGAGUAUUUGGUGUAAAGGGUUUGAGAGUCGUCGAUAACUCGGUCAUACCGUUCAGCGUGCCUGGGCAUCCGCAGAGCUCGGUGUACAUGUUGGCAGAGAAGAUUGCGGACGAGAUCUUGAAGGGGAGGUGA